AUGGGUGCCUCUGAAAGCACUUCAAGGUCAAAUGGAACCGAGGAGGACGACCCUCAGCGAGAAAAUAACAGGCGGUCCGGUGGAAGUUCCAUGGGUGCUGGGGCCUUAGCAACAGCGGCCGUCGUCGGAGUAGGUGUCGCUGCUAUUGGCAUAUCUAGAUUGCUUUCGGACAACACCAACACCCUAGAAAGAGUACCCAUGGGCACAAACAGUACGCGGUCUCAUCCUCCUCGAGGUCCCUACAAAAUGACCACAGAUGGCGGAUGUAAUCUCGUACUUGGAGAUCGAGGACCAGGUUGGUACGGAGGAGUACUUCUCGAUCAUGAUGGUAAGUGGGUCAAAGGGUUUAGAGGUUAUGUUAGUGAGACUUAUACUCUUACAUCUGAGCUUAUUUCAAUCCAGAAAGGGCUGGAGCUUUUAGAUGAACUUGAUCUCGAAGGAGCCAUUCUUUAUAAUGACAAUGAACAGGCUUGCGAGUAUGUCAAUGGAGUGGGCGAGUACCGCGGUAGAAGUGAUGUUGUCCGUAAGUCCUGGCACAUCAUCAUCAAGUGCAGGAAUCUCGCUAACAAAAACAAUAUAGAAGUCAAGCAUAUUGGGCGAGAAGGCACCAAGUAUGCUCAUAAGCUCGCCAAAAUGGCCAUUGCGAAAAAAGAAGAAUAUGAGGAAAUCGAAGAACUUCCUUAUGAGCUAACGUUGAUUUAA
This is a messenger RNA of Helianthus annuus (common sunflower), 702 nucleotides long. RefSeq lists its product as uncharacterized. Gene Ontology annotation, molecular function: RNA-DNA hybrid ribonuclease activity; nucleic acid binding. The coding region runs from base 1 to 702 and encodes 233 amino acids. The transcript has a single exon. NCBI's taxonomy places the organism in Eukaryota, Viridiplantae, Streptophyta, Magnoliopsida, Asterales, Asteraceae. The record is from RefSeq and is a predicted model, not a curated record.